Molecule: messenger RNA, 1229 nt
Organism: Coprinopsis cinerea okayama7#130
Lineage: Eukaryota; Fungi; Basidiomycota; Agaricomycetes; Agaricales; Psathyrellaceae
Exons: 7
Coding region: 186-1163 (325 amino acids)
Source: RefSeq, a predicted model, not a curated record
GUGCGCCUUGCCUUGCGGCAACCAGGUGUCUCCGUCUCCCCAUUGCCCGCCUCGAGGAUAUCAAACAAUCAGCUCUAAACUCGGUCUGGUCAACGAUAUCUCACGAUUCCCCCUUGAAAGGGCGCAUUCCCGGCCUCCCAAGGUUCAUGUUCACCUCGUGUUCUUAAUUACAACGACGCUUUAUCAUGGCCCACACACCUUUCAGCUCGAGGAAUCAACCCAACCCUUCCUCGAGAUCCCGCAUGCCUUCGCUCUUCAACACGAUUCGAGCCUCCAUCUAUGGCUCAGUGCUCCUAUUCACGGUCAUCUGCCUGGCCAUGGCUGGGCAUUUCCAGAGUGUAUUGGCAGCGUCUGACCUCACUCGUUUCGUGCCCUUUGCAAUUUUCGUAUGCACCGCAAGUCUAUUUAUAUUCAUGAUUCUGGUUUUGUUCAGCGCACUCUUGCGUGAGCGUAAUCCGAUAUCCACCCGGAUAGAGUUGGCAAGUUUGGGGUUGGCAGGGGUGUUCUGGCUUGUUCUUGGGGUGUAUCUCACCACCUCAGAAUCCCAGGAUGCCGAUGUGGAGUGCUUCGCUUUGGAGGAUAGUGCGGUGCCAUUGGAAGACGAGAUUGCAAACUUCCACACAGAUCAGUUCCAAGCGAUGUACAGAGUCCUCACCUCGUUUUCCUUGAUCAAUGCCAUCCUCGUGCUUGCCUCUUGUCUUGUGCUCUUGGUCCUCGCUUUACGGAGACACAGGAACGGAGAUGAGCACAUGUGGCAUGGCCCAGUGACCUCCUGCGCUUGGUUCAACACCUACGGUUUCAAGAACAGCGGCAAACAAUCCGGAGGACACGGGAAACAAACUUCCAUGUCCGGACUCUUGCCGACCACCACAGCUACGACGUACACGGAGAAACCACAGCGCAAGGCUACCCGUGAAAGCAGGAGAAGCAACUCUACGCGAACGCAGAUGCAAGAAACGAAUCGCAGUCCACGAACACCCUAUCGCUCGAACGCGAACAAUCCUUACGUCAAUCACGCCAAUUAUGAAGCUCCUUUGCCCAGUCUACCUCGGCAGGCCCGACACAACUCUAGCCAAUCUGCGUCACUUCACGACUUUGAAGCUGGUUUGAUGCUUAACCCCUACAGCCAUAGAACGGGGCGGAGUGGACGGGGAACACGAUGAUGAAUGAACGAUAGUAUGUAUUGACGGCAGCGGACAUUAUUAUUCCUUUCCAGGGGGAGGCUUCUU